CUUUCUCUCCCGUAUAGUUCUCAAGGUAGCUGUCCUUACGAAUUUUUAGAUAAAUUUUAUGUAUUUAAGCGUUUUGUAAGACAAAUAAUAAGUGUUUCUCUUUCCAUAUUAAUCCCGUAUUUAACUUAGGCCACUAAUUCAUUGUUCACGAUGAGUACUAAGAUCAUCAAGGCGAGCGCCGCUGAGCCCGAUGUCUUCGAGACAUCGAUCUCACAGGCCCUGGUUGAGUUGGAGACCAACUCGGACCUGAAGGCGCAACUAAGGGAGCUGUACAUUACUAAGGCUAAGGAAAUCGAACUUCACAACAAGAAGUCCAUCAUCAUCUACGUGCCCAUGCCCAAGCUGAAGGCUUUCCAGAAGAUCCAGAUCAGGCUGGUCCGUGAAUUGGAAAAGAAAUUCAGCGGUAAACACGUCGUGUUCAUCGGAGACCGCAAGAUUCUGCCCAAACCCAGCCACAAGACUCGUGUAGCCAACAAACAGAAGAGGCCCAGAUCCAGGACACUGACGUCAGUAUACGACGCCAUCUUGGAGGACCUCGUGUUCCCCGCAGAGAUUGUUGGCAAGCGCAUCCGGAUCAAGCUGGACGGCUCCCAGCUCAUCAAGGUCCACCUCGACAAGAACCAGCAGACCACUAUUGAACAUAAGGUGGACACUUUCCAAUCGGUAUACAAGAAGCUUACGGGGCGCGAAGUUACCUUUGAAUUCCCCGAACCCUACUUGUAAACUUAGGAAUAUGACUUUACAAUAAACACCAUAAAAAAAUAAUAA
Molecule: messenger RNA, 768 nt
Organism: Spodoptera frugiperda (fall armyworm)
Lineage: Eukaryota; Metazoa; Arthropoda; Insecta; Lepidoptera; Noctuidae
Gene: RpS7
Product: 40S ribosomal protein S7-like
Exons: 5
Coding region: 151-723 (190 amino acids)
Biological process (GO): translation; ribosomal small subunit biogenesis; rRNA processing
Cellular component (GO): cytosolic small ribosomal subunit; ribosome; small-subunit processome
Molecular function (GO): structural constituent of ribosome
Source: RefSeq, a predicted model, not a curated record